UGUCUGUCUGACUGUGUCUCGCCUUCCUUCACGCUUCACCAUUCACUCUGGAUCAGUACACCGGACCUGUUGGAGCUGAGCGGAUUUCUCAGGACCAAAACUUUAUGAUCGCGACCCAAACUGUCCUCCAGAGGAACAGCUCGGAUGAUGCGUGUUGCGCUUCAGCUAUUCAAUGAAAGAAGAGACGCGCAGAAGAAGAGAUGGGCACCGUUCCUGGACUUUCACCUACCCGGUCGUGGGGAAAAUGUUCCACCGUGCGGGUUGUACCUGUAGUGGUGGUGGUGGUGGGGGUUUUGGUCCAGCUUUGCGCUGCCUUUAACUUGGACACGGAGAAACGCGUCGUUUUCAGCGGACCAAGGGGAAGUUAUUUCGGCUAUUCGGUGGAAUUCUUCAGCAACUCAUCCAGUAUCAGUAUUUUGGUCGGUGCUCCAAAAGCGAACACCAGCCAACCCGGCAUCACUGAAGGAGGAGCUGUGUUCCUGUGUCCCUGGAGCCAAGCUAACUGCAGCAUCAUCAACUUUGACAAGCAAGGUGAUCGAUAUUUUUAUAUAAAUGAUGUGAACACUCAGGUUGAGUUCAAGUCCCAUCAGUGGUUUGGAGCCACCGUGCGUUCCCAUGGUAACAGCGUCCUGGCUUGUGCUCCACGGUAUUACUGGAGGACCGAACAUGACAUAGCAUUUGCCGAUGUCACGGGAACCUGCUACCUCUCUGUAGACAGCCUCAAAACAUUUGUAGAGUUCGCCCCAUGCCGAACAGAAAGACAUGGACCUGCUGGACAGGGCUAUUGUCAAGGAGGAUUUAGUGCAGACUUCACCAAGGAUGGGAGGGUUGUGCUUGGAGGACCAGGCAGCUUUUACUGGCAAGGUCAGCUGAUCUCAGCCACCACAGAGGAGAUUACAAAGGCCUACUACCCCUCGUACUUUCUGCUGUCAGUCGCCGGGCAGAUUCAGACGCGACAGGUGCAGGGAAGCUAUGAUGACAGUUAUCUGGGUUACUCUGUGGCUGGCGGUGAGUUCAGCGGGGAUGAUGAGGAAGAUUUCAUCACAGGAGUUCCAAAAGGACUCAUGCUGUAUGGUGUAGUAUCCAUACUAGAUGGAAGGAAUCUGAAGUCUCUGCUCAACUUGACAGGGGAGCAGAUGGGGUCGUACUUCGGCUACGCUGUGGCAGCCACUGACAUCAACAACGACGGUUUGGAUGACGUGGUGGUAGGAGCUCCGUUGUUUAUGCGUCGGGGGCCCAAUGGGCGCCUGGAAGAGCUGGGUAAGGUUUAUGUGUACCUCCAGAGAGGCCCUCUGCUGCUGGAACCAAGCCAGUCUCAGCUCCUCGGUCAACGGGCCUUCAGCCGAUUUGGCACCUCACUGGCUCCGCUGGGUGAUCUCAACCAGGAUGGAUUCAAUGACAUGGCCGUCGGCUGUCCCUAUGGAGGAGAUGACGAGCGUGGAUUGGUUCUCAUUUAUAACGGUCAUGCCGAAGGACUGAUGGACACGCCCACUCAGACCCUCUCUGGCCAAUGGGCUUCCAGCUCUUUUCCAGCCAGUUUUGGCUUCGCCCUGCGAGGCAACAAAGAUCUGGAUCAAAAUGGCUACCCAGAUCUGAUUGUUGGUGCUUUUGGGGUUGAUAAGGCAGUCCUAUACAGGGCUCGGCCAAUAGUGAGUGCAAGUGCGUCUCUUACAGUGCAUCCGACCAUGUUCAACCAGGAGGAGAAGACUUGUGAAAACGAAACCGUUGCUGUGUCUUGUGUCAGCAUUGGUUUCUGCCUACUGGCUAAGGGGAAGCACCUCCCCUCUCAACUAGACUUUGUGGUGGAGGUUCAGCUGGACAGUAUGAAGCAGAACCAGAAGGAGUCCAUUAGGAGGACUUUGUUCCUCGACAGCCGGCAGCCCAGUUUGCUGAAGACUUUCAGCCUCACCAACGGAGAACAGUUGUGCCAUGACACCAAGAUCUACUUGCGGGCUGAAGAGGAGUUCCGGGAUAAAUUGUCUCCUAUAUACAUCAGCCUUAACUUCAGCCUGGAUCCUCAUGCCCCGGAGGACCAGUAUGGCCUCAGACCAGUCCUGAGUUAUCAGACAGAACAGCGUAUAGAGCAGAAGGCCCAGAUUCAACUCGAUUGCGGAGAGGACAACAUCUGUGUCCCUGACCUCAAGUUGGCUGUUUAUGGUGACAGAACAGAGGUUUACUUGGGUGAUGAAAACUCCCUGAGCCUGACCUUCAAUGCCAGGAACGAGGGAGAGGGAGGAGCGUACGAGGCCGAGCUCUACGUGGUGCUGCCUCCAGAGGCCGACUACAGCGGGAUAGCACGCAACAAUGUGAGCUUGACUCAGCUGACGUGCAGCUACGAAGCAGAAAACCAGACCCGCUAUCUCGUGUGUGAUCUGGGAAACCCCAUGAAGUCUGGUACCAGCUUAUGGGCCGGCCUUCGGUUCACUGUGCCCAGACUGAAGGACACUCACAAUACUGUACAGUUUGAACUCCAAAUACGAAGCAAAAAUGCAAAUAACUCAGAGAGUGAGGUGGUGCUGUAUGAGCUGGAGGUGGCUGCGAUGGCUGAUGUCAUACUGCAGGGUGUUUCUCGCCCAGACAAAGUCAUCUUUCCCCCUCCCAACUGGAGCGCUGGUCAGAGUCUGAGUGCAGAGCAGGACGUCGGUCCUGAGCUUCAGCAGGUCUACGAGUUGGUAAAUAACGGCCCCAGUGUGGUCAGCCAGGCGACACUGGAGGUGAGAUGUCCUCUGAGGGCUCAUGGCCAUGAGCUGCUCUACCCUGUGGAGGUGGUCACUGAGGGGCCGCUCAGCUGCUCCUCCAAACACACUCUCAAUGCACUGAAACUCGAGGUUCAUCCUCCAGCAGCAGAGGGUCCCACGUCACUAAAAUCCAGCACUAAGCAUCACAUCCGGAGGAGGGAGCUGUACAGAGAUGUCCUAGGUGAACAAGGAAACCUGACGUGCUCUGCAGUGGAGUGCUGGCAGCUGCGGUGUGAUGUCGGGCUGCUGGAGAGAGGAGCCAGUGUUAUCUUGACUGUACGCUCCAGAGUGUGGGCUGAAACCUUCAUUGAGAGGGCCUAUAAGCAGUAUGUUCUGGAGUGCUCCAUUCAGUUCAAAGUGGACAGGAUGCCUUAUUCUAUUCCUCCCAAAUUCAAGCCAUCAGGAUCCAAAAAGGUGAUCACAGCUGUGAUGUGGAACAAGCCGGACACUCUGUUUUCUGUUCCAGUGUGGAUCAUCAUCCUGGCUGUUCUGGCUGGGUUGCUAUUACUCUCCCUGCUCAUAUAUCUACUAUACAAGAUGGGCUUCUUUAAAAGGUCAGAUCCAUAUGGUACAACAAUGGAGAAAGCCCAGCUCAAACCCCAGGCAUCCUCUGAAGCAUAGAUCAGAGAAGGAGCCUCACCUGCAGCUGUCCCAAGAAACUGGAAUGAUUGUCACAUUCCCAAACAAAAGGGGAAACCCGCUAAUGAUAAGCAGGCAACCCAUUUAUGAAGGGACACUUAUGGGUGCUGUCUCACUGGAAUAUGUACUAUCUGGUGCUGCACUAUAAUGCCAAGGCAGGAAAGACUCAUGCAGUUGAAUAUGCACUGUUGUUUUGGAAUUUGUAUAAUCAGAGCGAAAUUUAUGAAGCUUCUGCGGAAAAAGCAGCAAUGAGAAUUUGCUUCUUACAAACUAAUUCCUGUGGAAAAAUGUUUUUUUUUGGCAAAUAUUCCUCAUACUCCAUGUGUUGACCAGGAACAAAUUGGUAUUUCUCAGCUUAUAUUGAUACAGGGGAGAAGAAAUGCACCUCCAACAAAAGGCACUAAAGCUUUCCAGAUAUUCCAGAAAGGUGUAUUUGAAGCCAUGUUUUCAAUCCUAAUGUUUGGUAUUUUGUGAAGUUCCUGCUUUUGUAUGAUUUAUACACCAGUUUUUAUUUAUGGCACAAUGUUUUUCCUCUUUGUUGUUGAAUGUUGUACUGUACUGUCUGCAGGACAAUCCUGAUGAAACUGCAAUGUAUAACUUGAAUUAUUCCUCUCCCAUAUUGGGAGGUAUUUUGUGUAUGAUGUAAUGUAUGUAAUGUAUUCAUUGUGUUAUGACCCAUUGGUGUUGUGGCCCAGAAUAAAGCCUGACAUGUAUACCCACCCAAAA
Messenger RNA from Scatophagus argus, 4103 nucleotides. Its product is annotated as integrin alpha-5-like. Gene Ontology annotation, biological process: integrin-mediated signaling pathway; cell adhesion mediated by integrin; angiogenesis. Gene Ontology annotation, molecular function: integrin binding. The record is from RefSeq and is a predicted model, not a curated record. Lineage: Eukaryota; Metazoa; Chordata; Actinopteri; Scatophagidae. Bases 201 to 3359 code for a protein of 1052 amino acids. The transcript is spliced from 30 exons. Gene Ontology annotation, cellular component: external side of plasma membrane; integrin complex.